Cannabis sativa is the source of this 971-nucleotide messenger RNA. RefSeq names its product NDR1/HIN1-like protein 1. The coding region runs from base 132 to 779 and encodes 215 amino acids. The record is from RefSeq and is a predicted model, not a curated record. NCBI's taxonomy places the organism in Eukaryota, Viridiplantae, Streptophyta, Magnoliopsida, Rosales, Cannabaceae. The transcript has a single exon. Gene Ontology annotation, biological process: defense response to other organism.
CACAUACAUUGUUACCAAAAGUCUUAUCUUCAAAUAACUUGCCUAUUUCUAUAAAUUGACACAAUAUUAACAUUUGAGCAUUCCCAUAUUAAUUUCAAAUCAAAUCUCCCAAACCACACACCACCAACAUUAUGAGUGUAAAAGACUGCGGCCACCACCAUGACGAGCGAAAAAAAAUGGUGCGCCGCCUCAUCAUGGCGGUGGCCGCCCUAAUAAUCCUCUUAGCUAUGGUGGUAUUUCUAGUGUGGGCCAUACUACAACCACACAAACCCACUUUCAUCCUCCAAGACGUGACCCUAUACAACUUCACCACCACCACAGCCCCACCUUACAUCCUAACCACCGUUACACAACUCACCAUUUCCUCCAAAAACCCUAACGGAAGAAUCGGAAUCUACUACCAAAAACUUGACGUUUACGUCACCUACAGAGAACAGCAGAUAACGGCCGCCACACUCCUCCCUUACAGCUACCAAGGCCACCACGACGUUGCCGUUUGGUCGCCGUUAGUUUUCGGUAACGCCGUUCCGGUCUCUCCUUAUCUUCAACAGGUUCUCAGUCAAGAUCUUAACUUUGGGUCAAUGCUUAUCGAAGUUAAGAUUGAGGGAAGAGUGAAGUGGAAAGUUGGGACAUGGGUCUCCGGCCGGUACCGGUUGGGUGUUAGUUGUCCGGCUUAUCUCCGGUUUGGGAAUCCCACCGGAGGGUUACCGACGAUGGGUCCCGUCGUUAAGCUUCAGUUGUUUCAGAGAUGCCACGUGGAAACAACUCUUGGUUCUUGAUUUAAUUUAUUUGAUUUAUUAAUUAAUGUUUGUUUUUAUUUUUUAAGGAAAAGAGAAAUUAAUAUAAAUGUUUCCUUUUUUAUUAUAUUUAGCUAUUAUAGAGAAGAAAAUAUCAUUUUAAUAAAUGGUGUUAUGAAUUGUUUGGCUAUUAAUUAAUGUUUCUGUUUAUUAGUAAUACAUGGUUGUUUCUUU